ACCGCCGUUUUCUGUUUUGUGAUCUUAAAAAACCCGUUCCUCUUCUCAUCUCUUCACUUCACUUCACCUCCGUUUAGGUUCGAUGUGCAGCUUUAAUUCACGAGUUAUUGUUGCAAAGAUUACUCUCAGAUCUCGCCGCUACCGUUUUCCUCGCGUUCAAUCUAUAUAUAUCAGCUUCUCCAGAGGACGAUUGCACCUUCAAAUCUUUGUCAGUUUAUCAUUUUCUAAACCCUAGAAAGUUUGUCAGAUAUGGCUUCCUCCGAUGUUGUUCUCGGUCACUCCACCUUCGAUGCUCUCCGACUGGGUAGAUCUGCCCAGAUGAUUGUUGGUCGUCUCCUCCGUUUCUGGGACUCGAAAAACAUCAAGAAGCAAGGUGAAUUCAUGGGCAUCACUCUCCUCUUCCUUGACGAGAAGAAUUCCGUCAUACAUGGAUUCAUUCCUGCUGGUCGCGCUCCUUUUUACCGUCCGUCCUUGCGAGCGGGUUCAGUUGUUAGAGUCUCCCGCUUUGAAGUUGCAAGAUGUACAAAUAUGUACAAAAUUACGGAUCACCCUUUUGUGAUCCGGUUCAUCCCCCAGACAACCAUUGCUGAAGUUAUCGAAAAUGCUCCUGUCAUCAACGUUGAGAAAUUCAUGCUGCGUUCGUUUGACCCCCUCCAAGCUCUCGCGAACACUAAUUUGGAACUUCCAGAUGUUGUUGGGCAAAUUCACAAAGAAAUUGAGAAAUCUGGCGCAACUCUCCACUGCAACCGAUGCUUUAAUUCCAAUAUCACCGGUGUUGUGAGGUACCGUGUAGAAUUAUUGGUUGAUGAUGGGAAUAAUUAUGCCAUUGUUGUCGUGUUAAACAAGGAGAUGCUCAAACUCACUAAGCAAGACGCAGCUAAUCUGCUUCUCAAUGAGGUUAUUUCAAAGCCACAAACACUUAUCAAAACUGUUGCAAUCACUCAGAUCUCAAUACAACUACAGGUCAAUAGUGGUGUCAAUGGGAAACUCCCUAAAUGCAUUGAGGAACUUGAAGGGCAGACAUUUAUUUUCCAUAUACGUGUCUCGCCCAGCAAUUCGGCUUCUUCCCGCUGCCCUUUCACAGUCUCUGCAAUCAGUGGGCAGAUUACCACAGAGGAUUUCAACAACAAUGAAACCCCAGAUACUGUAAGGAAAUUCGGCGAAGCAUCCACUUCCGAUUCUGCCAGCAACACGUCAACCGUUGAAGUCGAACAAGGUGGACGCAAAGACGCACUUGAGUGA
Messenger RNA from Brassica oleracea var. oleracea, 1242 nucleotides. RefSeq lists its product as uncharacterized. Bases 250 to 1242 code for a protein of 330 amino acids. The transcript is spliced from 6 exons. The record is from RefSeq and is a predicted model, not a curated record. Lineage: Eukaryota; Viridiplantae; Streptophyta; Magnoliopsida; Brassicales; Brassicaceae.